Cornus florida is the source of this 1425-nucleotide messenger RNA. Its product is annotated as disease resistance protein RUN1-like. NCBI's taxonomy places the organism in Eukaryota, Viridiplantae, Streptophyta, Magnoliopsida, Cornales, Cornaceae. The coding region runs from base 1 to 1425 and encodes 474 amino acids. Gene Ontology annotation, biological process: signal transduction; defense response. The record is from RefSeq and is a predicted model, not a curated record. The transcript is spliced from 3 exons. Gene Ontology annotation, molecular function: ADP binding.
AUGGCAGCUUCAUGUGUUCACGAUGUCUUCUUGUCUUUCAGCGGCCUUGAUACUCGCAAGACAUUUACUGGUCACCUCUUGGCUGCUUUGGAUCAGCAUGGUUUUUACACAUUCAGAGAUGACACUAAACUCCCAAGAGGUGAAGAACUUGGUCCUGAAUUGUUGAAAGCAAUUGAGGAAUCAAGAGUUUCCAUUAUCGUAUUCUCGAAAAACUACGCAUCCUCAAAAUGGUGCCUUGACGAGCUUGUCAAGAUCAUGGAUUGCAAGACGACACUCAAUCAGAUUAGCGGUUGUUACGUAGAUGCGUUUACCAGUCACAAAAAGGAGUACGACUUGAAAAAGGUUGAAAUUUGGAGGUCAGCUCUAGAAAAGGCCAGCAAUUUGUCCGGUUACGUCCUACAAAAUGUGGCCAAUGGGUGUGAGUCAACGUGUAUUAAGUCGGUUGUUAAAGCAUUGGCAGAUAAAUUAAAUCCUACAGGCUUAAGUGUACCAGAGUAUCAAGUUGGAAUAGAGCAUAGUGUUGAACAAGUGACUAAGUUUCUAAUGUUGGGGUCAAAUGGUACUAGUAAUGAUGUUAGGAUUGUUACCGUAUGGGGGAUUGGUGGAAUUGGUAAGACUACCUUUGCUAAAGUACUUUAUAAUCGCAUACAUCGUUUUCAUCCAUUUGAAAGUAGUAGCUUUCUUUAUGAUGUUGGACAAACUUCUAGGGAUACCGACGGUGUUGUUAAAUUACAAAAACAGCUUCUGUCGGAUCUCCUAAAUGAUGAAAAUGAGAAAAUAGAAUGCGGGGAUCAUGGAAUUGAGGUGAUAAAAUGUCGAGCAUGGCGUCGAAGGGUUCUUUUUGUUCUUGAUAAUGUGGAUAACGACAACCAAUUAAGUGCUUUGGCUAUAAAUUGUAAUUGGUUACGUCCCGGAAGUAGAAUCAUAGUAACAAUUAAAGAUUUGUCUGCAAUAAAGUCACUUCGAGUGGAUAAGGUGUACAAGCUUGAAAAUUUGAAUAGGGAGGAAUCUCUUCAACUCUUCAGUUACCAUGCCUUUAGAAAAGACUGUCCUCUAGAAAGUUAUGAGAGCCUCACUGACGCAUUAGUGUGUUAUGCGAAGGGACUUCCUUUACUUCUUAAAACUUUAGGUUCUUUAUUGUCGGGUAAAGCGGUACCUAAAUGGCAAGCUCAAUUGGAGAAGUUGAAAAAGAUUCCUCAUCCUAAAGUUCAAGAUAUACUAAGGCAGAGCUUCGACUCACUUGAUGAUAAACAGAAGGGUUUAUUCCUGGAUAUUGCAUGUUUUUUUGUUGGAAUGGACCAUGAUUUGCCCAUCAAAAUACUAAAAGGCUGUGGUUUCUUCCCGGGAACUGAUAUUGAUGUUCUAUCUCAUCGUUGCCUUGUAAGCAUUAAGCAGAAUCGGUUGUUGAUGCAUGAUCUAAUUUAA